CCCAACCAACCCACCACAACCACUCCAUCCUCCACCACCGACCUCGAAUCCGACCUCCUCCUGCACCUAACCAGCACACCCGCGCUCGAAGACCUCCACGCCACACUCCUUAGCUCACUCCAACGCCUCGGAUGGACAGAACGGAUCCGGAAACUCGCGCAGGAACUCCUCCGCGGCGGACGGUGCGAGCGAUUCGACGAGGUAUUCGAAGCGGUAGUAGCGUCCGCGGAGGGGAGGAAACACCCCGUCCUAGCGGAGGCGAAUAAAGCGAAACAACAAAGCAAUGGGAAUAAUAAUAAUAGUGGUGGGGACGAGGACGGCGGUAGCGGCAUUGGGGAUCUGGAGGCGUUUGAUGUGAGGAUUCCGUCAGCGGUGGUGGAGCAGGGGGUUAGGGCGUUGAAGGAGGUUUUGAGGGAGGUGGUGGUUGCGGAG
This is a messenger RNA of Aspergillus piperis CBS 112811, 432 nucleotides long. RefSeq lists its product as uncharacterized. The transcript has a single exon. NCBI's taxonomy places the organism in Eukaryota, Fungi, Ascomycota, Eurotiomycetes, Eurotiales, Aspergillaceae. The record is from RefSeq and is a predicted model, not a curated record. The annotation marks the transcript as partial.